GUCACCGUGGAGAGGCCAGGGUAUCACAAACUUAUGGAUUUUGACAAGAAAGGAGGGAAAGGGGAGACGGAGGAGGGCCGGAGAAUGUCCAAGGCCGGCGGGGGCCGGAGCAGCCACGGCAUCCGGAGCUCGGGGACCAGCUCGGGGGUCCUGAUGGUGGGCCCCAACUUCCGCGUCGGCAAGAAGAUCGGCUGCGGCAACUUCGGGGAGCUCCGCCUAGUGCAGAGUAGAAGAGCCGGGAAAGACCCCAUCCCCAUCAGAUGCAUCAGAGCUUCAAAGGCCCGCCCAUCAAGACGCUGCCAAGAGCAUGAGGCCAGCCAGGCUGGGGAAGACGUUGGCGAGCAUCUGCCUGCCCGUCAGGGAGCCACAGCUGGAUGAUACAUCAACAGACAGCAGAGGGACGGCGUAGCACACAGGCGAGGGCUUGGCCUCCUCAGCCUGGGGGAGCGCAGCUCAGUGCUUGGUGGUGGUCAGCACGUGACUGACACUUUGCUGGAGAAGGGGACUGCUGCCCGCAGGAAGAGCUACGCAGCCGUGUUCGCCGGAACUCCGCUCUGGAGAGUCAGAACUGGAGACGGGAGGGCGUGCCUCAAGGGCAGAUGGGCAAAGCAAACCCCAUCCUCCCUGUGAGCCGCGGCGCAGCACCAGGCGGGCACACGCAGCACGCCACGGCGAGGAGCCCACCGCAGGGGCAGCCUUUUGGGUGGGGAAGGGGGGAUGAAUCCACUGUGAAUCCCACCUCCGAAGGGCAGCGCAGGAAGGACACGCAAAUGCUGGACUGAACCUGCAGCUGAUUCAGGGGGCAGUGUCCUGCGCUCUAAAACUUCAAACCUGGGGCAGUGUCCUGCGCUCUAAAACUUCGAAAUCUGACCAGGCGCAGUGGCUCACGCCUGUAAUCCCAACACUUUGGCAGGCUGAUGUGGGCGGAUCACCUGAGGUCGGGAGUUCGAGACCAGCCUGGACAACAUGGAGAAAGCCCAUCUCUAGUAAAAAUACAAAAAUUAGCCAGGUUGAUGGUGCCUGCCUGUAAUUCCAGCUACUCAGGAGGCUGAGGCAGGAGAGUCGCUUGAACCCAGGAGGCAGAGGUUCCAGUGAGCCGUGAUCGCGCCAGUGCACUCCAGCCUGGGCAACAGAACGAGACUCCGCUCCAAAAAGAAAAAAACUUUGAAAUCCCUCUAAAAAUAAAAUGGACCGGUGGAUGGUAGCUGUGAGGAUGGACCGUGUGGCAGGAAAGAAUCUCUAUACAAAUGAAUACGUGGCUAUCAAAUUGGAGCCGAUCAAGUCCCGGGCCCCACAGCUGCACCUGGAGUACCGGUUCUACAAGCAGCUCAGCGCCACAGAGGGCGUCCCUCAGGUCUACUACUUCGGUCCGUGCGGGAAGUACAACGCCAUGGUGCUGGAGCUGCUGGGGCCCAGCCUGGAGGACCUGUUCGACCUGUGCGACCGGACCUUCACGCUCAAGACGGUGCUGAUGAUCGCCAUCCAGCUGAUCACGCGCAUGGAGUAUGUGCACACCAAGAGCCUAAUCUACCGGGACGUGAAGCCCGAGAACUUCCUGGUGGGCCGCCCGGGGACCAAGCGGCAGCACGCCAUCCACAUCAUCGACUUCGGGCUGGCCAAGGAGUACAUCGACCCCGAGACCAAGAAGCACAUCCCGUACCGCGAGCACAAGAGCCUGACGGGCACGGCGCGCUACAUGAGCAUCAACACGCACCUGGGCAAGGAGCAGAGCCGCCGCGACGACCUGGAGGCGCUGGGCCACAUGUUCAUGUACUUCCUGCGCGGCAGCCUCCCCUGGCAGGGGCUCAAGGCCGACACGCUCAAGGAGCGGUACCAGAAGAUCGGGGACACCAAACGCGCCACGCCCAUCGAGGUGCUCUGCGAGAACUUCCCAGAGGAGAUGGCCACGUACCUGCGCUAUGUGCGGCGCCUGGACUUCUUCGAGAAGCCCGACUAUGACUACCUGCGGAAGCUCUUCACCGACCUCUUCGACCGCAGUGGCUUCGUGUUCGACUAUGAGUACGACUGGGCCGGGAAGCCCCUGCCGACCCCCAUCGGCACCGUCCACACCGACCUGCCCUCCCAGCCUCAGCUCCGGGACAAAGCCCAGCCGCACAGCAAAAACCAGGCGCUGAACUCCACCAACGGGGAGCUGAACGCGGAUGACCCCACGGCCGGCCACUCCAACGCCCCCAUCACAGCGCCUGCAGAGGUGGAGGUGGCCGAUGAAACCAAAUGCUGCUGUUUCUUCAAGAGGAGAAAGAGAAAAUCACUGCAGCGACACAAGUGACCCUGGGCGCGUGCAGCCCCCUGAAUCUUCUCCGUGCAGCCCCUUGGGGCGCGACCUUGUGCGAGGCCCUCGGGGCCCACCCACAGCGGCCCAGGGCCAGACCCUGGCUGGAAGCCAGAACGCAGACUGCAGGGGCCGCGCCUGGCUCAGGCGGCCCCACCCCCGGGACGUGGGGUCACUUCCUUCAUGUAAGACUUUGGCCGAAAUUUCUACACCUGUGUCUAGUUCUCCCCUCCAAGAGCAUUAACUAUUUAAAACAAGGAAAAGAGGAAAAAAAAACAGAGGCCCGCCCUACCCCACUCCUGCCCCUCCGUUUCUUUGCUGAAGUGAGUAGUGUGAUCCUGGAGGCCCCCUGGCCGAGGCCUGGCCUGGCCCGGCCCCGCCAGCUGCCCCCGUUAGCGUCAUAAAGUCCAGCUUGUCUCCCUCGAUCCAAAGGCCGUUUUCUCGAGGGGAGGGCAGGCCCGGCCUGGAGGGGUGCUGUGGAGCUGUCUUGCCUAGGCCCUCCUGGGAGGGGGACAGGCAUUGCUGCCAGGGGUGAGGCUGUGCCCCAGGCCUCCCCGAAACCAAAGGGGAAGGCAGGGGUGGGGCCGUGGCUGAAGCCGGCUCCCCAACCAAAAUGCUGCACCAAAGCUCGGGCGCCGCGGGCACGGCCACUGCAGUCUCUUCCCAGCCUGGCCCUGGCAAGGGGCGGGUGGGCGCUGCCAGGCGGGUGCUUCUCGACGCACUUGCUCCCGGAUGCUGCGCCCCGGCGCCUGGAACCCGAGGUGGGAGGACUGGCUGGUGUCACCCUGCUCGGCCCUGGGCCCUGCUGCGUGGGGCGUGUGGGGUGCGUGGGCACGGAGCUUCCUGCCUCUCUGCUCCGACACCCGGCAAGCAGCCGGAGACAAAACGCCUUAAAGCCCCCGGCCCAGCCCCGCAGGUGUAUUGCAGGGGUCUGGGGGCGGCCCUGGACUGGCAGGCGGUUCCCCAGUGGGGUGCCCUGGAGGCUGCCGGGCAGAGUGGAGCAGCUUGGGGCCAUGCCCAGGGCGGUGGCUGUGAGUCUAGUUUUUGCUUUACCAAGUGUACAGAAAUGGCAUUUACGUUUCUCUGAUGCUCCCUUGAAGCCAUAGAAUUUAGGGGCUUUUUUAAAAAAAUAAAAGAAAAAUGAAACCAAA
This is a messenger RNA of Pan troglodytes (chimpanzee), 3444 nucleotides long. RefSeq names its product casein kinase 1 gamma 2 (gene CSNK1G2). NCBI's taxonomy places the organism in Eukaryota, Metazoa, Chordata, Mammalia, Primates, Hominidae. Gene Ontology annotation, molecular function: ATP binding; protein serine/threonine kinase activity. The coding region runs from base 1187 to 2290 and encodes 367 amino acids. The record is from RefSeq and is a predicted model, not a curated record. Gene Ontology annotation, biological process: protein phosphorylation. The transcript has 12 exons.